Oncorhynchus tshawytscha (Chinook salmon) is the source of this 3688-nucleotide messenger RNA. RefSeq names its product RAS guanyl releasing protein 4 (gene rasgrp4). Bases 91 to 2355 code for a protein of 754 amino acids. The record is from RefSeq and is a predicted model, not a curated record. Gene Ontology annotation, biological process: positive regulation of GTPase activity; Ras protein signal transduction. Lineage: Eukaryota; Metazoa; Chordata; Actinopteri; Salmoniformes; Salmonidae. Gene Ontology annotation, cellular component: plasma membrane. The transcript has 18 exons. Gene Ontology annotation, molecular function: calcium ion binding; guanyl-nucleotide exchange factor activity.
CAGAGAGAGAGAUACAGAGAGUCAGCGAGAGAGGCAAUAGGAGCAGCCGUGGAGGACUAAGAAGAGGAUGACCCUGUGAUCUUGCCAAGGAUGAGCAGAGACGAGGAGAGACGCAUCACUAUGAAUAAGGCCAAGAGAAAGUCUCGUGUGGACAGCCCUGGAGGUGUGAGAAGCAGGAGAACGGUUCAGAGGAGGAUGACCUGCCCUAGCUUCCCGGAGAUCACUAGAGUGCUGCAUAACCCUGUCCCCAGUCCCCUGACCCGUUCUGCUAACCUAGACGAGCUCAUCCUGCGAUGCCUGCACUGCUUCGACUCGGAUGGAAAGCUUUCGCGGGGGUCUCAGCUAGUUCACAUGACUCUGAUGAUGCACAGCUGGGUUGUUCCCUCACAGACCUUCGCCCAGAAACUCCUCGCCCUCUAUAAGGACUGUCCAGUGGAAAAGAGAGGACUGAGACGACCGCAGGUCUGCCACCUUAUCAGACAGUGGAUCAGCAGGUUCCCAGCGGUGUUUGAGGCUGAUCCUCAACUAGAACAGAUGAUGGGAGAAUUGUGGACCCUGGCCAGGUCUGAGACACAGGACAUCAUAGACACAUCCUACCUUUAUGAUGCCAUCCCACCAUGUCUGUUUGAGUACGCUUCCUGUCACAGAGGGAAAUGUUCUUGUACGUUUGAGACCUUCUCACAACUCAGUCCAGUGAUCCCAGUCUCCCAGGCCCCGUCUCAGUCUGUAAAGAAGAGGAAGGUCUCUCUACUGUUUGACCACAUGGAGCCGGAUGAGAUGGCUGAACACCUCUCCUACCUGGAGUUCAAAAACUUCUGCAACGUCUCGUUCCUGGAUUACCGUAGCUACGUGGUGCGUGGCUCUGUGAGGGACAACCCAUCCCUGGAGCGCAGUGUCAUGAUGUGUAAUGGGGUGUCUCAGUGGGUCCAGCUGAUGAUUCUGAGCAGACACACUGCACAGCAGAGAGCCCAGGUCUUCACCAAGUUCCUACACGUAGCCCAGAGGCUGCAUGCGCUGCAGAACUUCAACACUCUGAUGGCGGUGACGGGUGGUCUGUGUCACAGCUCCAUCUCUCGUCUGAAGGACACCGCCAGUCUGCUACCCCCUGACGUCACUAAGGCCCUGAGCGAGAUGACAGAGCUGCUGUCCUCCUCCAAUAACUAUAGUAACUACCGACGGGUGUACAGUGAGUGUUCAGGGUUUAAAGUGCCUAUCCUGGGGGUCCACUUGAAGGACCUGAUCUCCUUGAACGAGGCCCUGCCAGACUACCUGGAGGAGCAGAAGAUUAACCUGGGGAAAUUGCAGCAUCUCUACUCUAACAUCUCUGACCUGCUGUCGGUACACUCCUGCUCUCCUCCGUUUGAAGCCAACAAGGACCUGCUGCAUCUACUUACCCUGUCUCUGGAUCUGUACUACACAGAAGAUGAGAUCUAUGAGCUGUCCUACACCAAGGAACCCAAGAACCCUAAGACACAGCCUGUAGCACCUGUCAAAUCCCCAGUUGUAGCAGAGUGGGGGUCAGGGGUGACUCCGAGGCUGGACCCAGACACCAUCUCUAAACACGUCAAACAGAUGGUGGAUUCCAUCAUGAAGAACUACGACCUGAACCAGGAUGGGUACAUCUCUCUGGAGGACUUUAAGAAGAUAGCAGCUAACUUCCCCUUCUCCUUCUGCAACAAUGACAGUGACAGAGAGGGGGAAAUCAGUCAUCAGCAGAUCAACUCCUACUUCAUGAGGGGGAUGUCCGUAUGUGCCAAACUAGGAUACAACUUCAAGAACGUUCACAACUUCCACGAGACCACGUACAAGCGACCCACCUUCUGUGACACUUGUGGAGGCUUUCUGUGGGGGGUCAUCAAGCAGGGAUUCCACUGUCGAGACUGUGGGGUAAACUGUCACAGACACUGCCAGGACCUGUGUGGGAUGCAGUGUGUGAAGAGAGACAGGGUGUAUGCUGGGUCAUGUCCCUCCACCCCUGCCUCAGCCCUCACUCCUGUCCCAGACCUCCUGACCAAGGCGAACAGCUGGAGUUCGUCGGAAGACAACACCUUUGUUUUCCCCGGGGGUAACAGUAAUUGGGGUAACAACCGUAAUAGGAGGGACUUGGACCGGUCCCCUCUGGGUAACAGGGGUGACUCUGCGCUCUCAGACCGGUCCACCCAGACAGACCCGGGGUUGUGGAUGCCUGUGAGUGUGGACAAGAAGGGAAACCAGCAAGUUCUCCCUAUAGAGAGAGACAGGGGCUGUGUUGUGAAGCCCCAGAGAUUCCUUGGCUCCUCCAUGCCUGCCUCCUUCCUGCAGGAGAAGAUGGAGGAACUCAACUUGAUCAGAGAUAAGAGCAGAGAACCCGACUGAGCUGGGACACGGGAUACCCACGGACAGACACACACACACACACAUACACGAACGGACACACACAGACGAACGGACGGACAGACACACACACAAACGGACACACACAGACGAACGGACGGACACACAGACGCACACACACACGAACGGACGGACACACACAGACGCGCGCACACAUACGGACGGACACACACAAACUCAUACACACCCAGACAUCAAAUAAACUGGGUUUGUGUGGGCUGUGUUUGAGCCAAUGGGUUUGUUUCUCAAUAUGCAUCGCUCCACGUUCUCCCGAGGGAAUUCUCCUCAGGACGUUCUCCCGAGUGAAUUCUCUUCAGGACGUUCUCCCGAGGGAAUUCUCUUCAGGACGUUCUCCCGAGGGAAUUCUCUUCAGGACGUUCUCCCGAGGGAAUUCUCCUCAGGACGUUCUCCCGAGUGAAUUCUCUUCAGGACGUUCUCCCGAGUGAAUUCUCCUCAGGACGUUCUCCCGAGUGAAUUCUCCUCAGGACGGUCUCCCGAGUGAAUUCUCCUCAGGACGGUCUCCCGAGUGAAUUCUCCUCAGGACGGUCUCCCGAGUGAAUUCUCCUCAGGACGGUCUCCCGAGUGAAUUCUCCUCAGGACGUUCUCCCGAGUGAAUUCUCUUCAGGACGUUCUCCCGAGUGAAUUCUCUUCAGGACGUUCUCCCGAGUGAAUUCUCUUCAGGGACGUUCUCCCGAGUGAAUUCUCUUCAGGGACGUUCUCCCGAGUGAAUUCUCUUCAGGACGUUCUCCCGAGUGAAUUCUCUUCAGGACGUUCUCCCGAGUGAAUUCUCUUCAGGACGUUCUCCCGAGUGAAUUCUCCUCAGGACGUUCUCCCGAGUGAAUUCUCCUCAGGACGUUCUCCCGAGUGAAUUCUCCUCAGGACGUUCUCCCGAGUGAAUUCUCUUCAGGGGACGUUCUCCCGAGUGAAUUCUCUUCAGGACGUUCUCCCGAGUGCAUUCUCUUCAGGACGUUCUCCCGAGUGAAUUCUCUUCAGGACGUUCUCCCGAGUGCUUUCUCUUCAGGACGUUCUCCCGAGUGCUUUCUCUUCAGGACGUUCUCCCGAGUGAAUUCUCUUCAGGACGUUCUCCCGAGUGAAUUCUCUUCAGGACGUUCUCCCGAGUGCUUUCUCUUCAGGGGGAAGUGCAGGGUGAGGUAAUACAGUAGGGGGAGGUGCAGGGUGAGGUAAUACUCUUCAGGACGUUCUCCCGAGUGCACCUCCCCUGCUGUAUUACCUCACCCUGCACCUCCCCCUGCUGUAUUACCUCACCCUGCACUUCCCCCUACUGUAUUACCUCACCCUGCACCUCCCCUACUGU